This is a messenger RNA of Acinonyx jubatus (cheetah), 2395 nucleotides long. It is a transcript of the gene MINDY3, whose product is annotated as MINDY lysine 48 deubiquitinase 3. The record is from RefSeq and is a predicted model, not a curated record. NCBI's taxonomy places the organism in Eukaryota, Metazoa, Chordata, Mammalia, Carnivora, Felidae. The transcript is spliced from 15 exons. Gene Ontology annotation, molecular function: cysteine-type deubiquitinase activity; K48-linked deubiquitinase activity; calcium ion binding. Gene Ontology annotation, biological process: protein K48-linked deubiquitination. The coding region runs from base 241 to 1581 and encodes 446 amino acids.
AGGGAAGCCGGAAGUGGCCCGGCACUUCCGGCACGGGAAACUCUGCUGCCGCUCCGGCUGGCUUGACAGGCGCGGUCUCGGCUAGUAGCUCUCUCUCCUUUCGCCUUCCGCCCUCCGCCCGUCCGCCCUCCCAGCUCUUUUGCCGCUGCCGUCCCACAACUCCUGUCCCUGAAGGCGCCCCUUCCCCAUGUUCCGGGGCGGGAGUCCUGAAAGCGAAGACCCGCUCGCCGGUACCCCAUCAUGUCCGAACUGACUAAAGAGCUGAUGGAGCUGGUGUGGGGCACCAAGAGCAGCCCCGGUCUCUCUGACACCAUCUUCUGCCGCUGGACACAAGGGUUUGUGUUUAGUGAAUCAGAGGGAUCUGCAUUAGAACAGUUUGAAGGUGGCCCCUGUGCUGUUAUUGCACCUGUUCAGGCCUUUCUUUUGAAGAAGCUCCUGUUUUCUUCUGAGAAGUCUUCUUGGAGGGAUUGCCCAGAGGAAGAGCGGAAGGAACUCCUUUGUCAUACCUUAUGUGAUAUUUUAGAAAGUGCCUGUUGUGACAACUCUGGAGCAUUCUGCCUGGUUUCCUGGUUAAGAGGAAAGACAACGGAGGAGCAGACUGCGGGCAUUUCUGGGAGUCCUGCAGAAUCUAGUUGCCAAGUGGAGCAUUCUGCUGCCUUGGCUGUCGAAGAGCUUGGCUUUGAGCGAUUUCAUGCAUUAAUUCAAAAAAGAUCAUUCAGAAGUUUACCUGAAUUAAAGGAUGCUGUCCUGGACCAGUAUUCAAUGUGGGGAAACAAAUUUGGAGUAUUGCUUUUUUUGUAUUCUGUGUUACUGACCAAGGGCAUUGAAAACAUAAAAAAUGAAAUUGAAGAUUCAAAUGAACCUUUGAUAGAUCCUGUAUAUGGACAUGGCAGCCAAAGUUUAAUUAACCUCCUACUGACUGGACAUGCUGUUUCUAAUGUAUGGGAUGGUGAUAGAGAAUGCUCAGGAAUGAAACUUCUUGGUAUACAUGAACAAGCAGCAGUAGGAUUCUUAACAUUAAUGGAAGCUUUAAGAUACUGUAAGGUUGGUUCUUACUUGAAAUCUCCAAAAUUCCCUAUUUGGAUUGUUGGCAGUGAAACUCACCUCACCGUAUUUUUUGCCAAGGACAUGGCUUUAGUUGCUCCUGAGGCACCUUCAGAACAAGCCAGGAGAGUUUUUCAAACCUAUGAUCCAGAAGAUAAUGGAUUCAUACCUGAAUCACUUCUAGAAGAUGUGAUGAAAGCAUUGGACCUCGUUUCAGAUCCUGAAUAUAUAAAUCUCAUGAAGAAUAAAUUAGAUCCAGAAGGAUUAGGAAUCAUAUUAUUGGGUCCAUUCCUCCAAGAAUUUUUUCCUGAUCAGGGUUCCAGUGGUCCAGAGUCGUUUACUGUCUAUCACUACAAUGGAUUGAAGCAGUCAAAUUAUAAUGAAAAGGUCAUGUAUGUUGAAGGGACUGCAGUGGUUAUGGGUUUUGAAGAUCCCAUGCUACAGACAGAUGACACUCCUAUUAAACGCUGUCUCCAAACCAAAUGGCCAUACAUUGAGUUACUGUGGACCACAGAUCGCUCUCCUUCACUGAACUAACUUGCCUACGGAUGUAGAAGAAAGUUCGUAAUAGCAGAUGUUGAAAGAGGGAUGCAGGACAGGCGGUUGGCUACAUUAAGCUAUACACUGGUAUCAUCAACUGUAAAUAACAAUUAAAAACACAUGUUCAGUGUUUAAGAUAGUUUAAAUUAUUUGUUUUAAAGCUUUAUGUUAAAGGUUACCCUAUUUUAACUCUUUAUGUGAAAUUUACUAGCAAAAUCAAGCUUUAAUCAAAGUUCAUCACUUUUACAGUCGGAUAAUUGGUCAUUUAUCAAAUUAAAAACAUCCUAAUACUAUAUAGUAUUUGUAUAUUGAGCAGAAUUACUCUUUAUAAACUUCUACUUUGGGUUUUUAUUUCAUUCAGACACAGUUUAUUAUUUCAGUAAUCCUGGCUUGCACUCUUUCAGCCUCCACAUGGAAAGGCAGAAGAGUUCAAUCUUAUUUCUUUUCUAAAAUCUGGUUUCCAUUAGAAAUACUGAUAAAUAACAAAUUAUCAACCUGGAUUCUUUGCCAAUUGGCUUAGCUCUGGCAUGUUUAUAAAAAGUAGAAACUGUAAGAAAACAUUACCAUUUAGUCACUGAUAUAUAGAGAACAUAUUUCAAAAAAAUGAUAGGUAAGAGAAUGUUUGAUAGUCUUAACACUGUUAACUGUAUUGCCAAAUACACUUUUCCAAAUUUGUCCCAGCAGCCUGUAAGCCAGCUUUCUUGUAUAUUUAUGUGAUAAAUGCAUGAGAACAUCUGUUAUUACAUUAGUAUAUUGCAUUAUUUAUUAUUAUCCUGGUGGAUGGUCUAAAUAAACACUUUUUUUAACUGUA